AUGAAGAUCACGGCGCUAUUGGUAUUGAAGUGCGUUCCAGAGGGAUCGGAUCCGGUUAUUUUAGCAAACGCAUAUGAUGUGAGUCAUUUCGGGUAUUUCCAGCGGUCUAGUGUUAAGGAAUUCAUUGUUUUUGUCGGUCGAACCGUCGCUAAACGGACCCCAUCCGGCCAACGCCAAUCUGUCCAGCACGAAGAGUACAUGGUGCAUGCUUAUAAUCGGAAUGGACUUUGUGCGUUGGGAUUUAUGGAUGAUCAUUAUCCGGUUCGGAGCUCAUUUUCCCUUCUCAAUCAGGUGAUUGAUGAGUAUCAAAAGAAUUUUGGUGAAUCUUGGAGGACUGCACAAGCAGAUAGUAAUCAACCUUGGCCGUAUUUGAAUGAAGCUUUGACCAAGUUCCAAGAUCCUGCAGAGGCGGACAAAUUGUUAAAAAUCCAGAGGGAGUUGGACGAGACAAAAAUUAUCCUUCAUAAGACCAUUGACAGUGUGCUUGCACGAGGUGAGAAACUUGACAGUUUAGUUGAGAAGAGUUCUGAUCUGAGUGCUGCAUCACAGGCUUUCAAGGAAAGCAGCCUAACGCAAUGGCCACUCAUUUCGUUUGUCUUAGUGUUGAAGCGGGUGGACGUGUUGAGAUUGUGA
Messenger RNA from Dovyalis caffra, 633 nucleotides. The record is from the annotation of a GenBank genome assembly. NCBI's taxonomy places the organism in Eukaryota, Viridiplantae, Streptophyta, Magnoliopsida, Malpighiales, Salicaceae.